AUGGGUGUCAGAUCAGUAGUCACAGAUUUGUCCAGAACAGCGCUGCACAAAGACACAAUGAUGGAUUUUGGACCUCCAUGCUCUCCGUCUCUCUUUGUAGGAGUGCUGAUGAUUUUUGCCACAGUGUCAGCAGCCAACCUUGAAAGGGAGCUUUUUAAGGAUUUGAUGAAGGGUUACAACAAGAACGUUCGGCCCAUGGAAAAGAGUGGAGACAUCACAGAGGUCUCCAUCAAGAUGACGCUCACCAACCUCAUCUCUUUGAAUGAAAAGGAGGAGGCCUUGACCACCAAUGUCUGGAUAGAAAUGAAAUGGUGUGACUACAGGCUCAGGUGGAACCAGCUGCCCAGGUCAGCUCUGUAUGAGAACAUCACCUCUAGUCUGCGUGUCCCCUCCAAAAGCAUCUGGCUGCCUGACAUCGUACUGGAGAACAAUGUUGAUGGACAUUUUGAAGUAGCUCUUUACUGCAAUGCAUUGGUGUCUCCUAAUGGCUGUGUGUACUGGCUGCCUCCUGCUAUUUAUCGCAGUGCCUGUGCCAUCACUGUGAACUAUUUUCCCUUCGACUGGCAGAACUGCACCAUGGUCUUCCGCUCCCAGACUUACUCCGCCAAUGAGAUUGAGCUGGUUCUCACUAAGGAAAAUAACACCACAUUGGAGUGGGUGGAUAUUGACCCUGAGGCCUUUACAGAGAAUGGAGAGUGGACCAUCAGACACAGGCCAGCCAAGAAGGUGAUCAACACUCAGUACACCAGAGAUGAUCUGGAGUACCAGGAGUUGGUCUUCUUUCUCAUCAUUCAGAGAAAGCCUCUUUUCUACAUCAUUAACAUUAUUGCUCCCUGUGUCCUCUUCUCCUUCCUCGGCCUGCUAGUCUACUACUUACCUGCCAAAGCUGGUGGCCAGAAGUGCACCAUGUCUAUUGCCAAUCUUCUUGGCCAAACUGUGUUCCUCUUUCUUAUUGCUAAGAAGGUUCCAGAGACUUCUCAAGCAGUGCCUCUUAUUGGAAAGUAUCUGAUGUUUGUGAUGUCAGUGACCACCAUGGUAGUGAUGAAUUGUGUGGUAGUCCUCAACGUAUCCCUGAGAACCCCAAACACUCACACAAUGGCAGACAAAGUCCGGAAGAUCUUCCUCAACAUCUUGCCUCGGCUGCUGAGGAUGCAGAUCCAACCCUGGACACCAAACGCUGGCCAUGUCUCAGAAAUUAGAAAUGGCGAAACUGUGUCUGCAGACAGAAACGGUGUUCACCUGGUUCCCUGCCGUCGCCGCAGCUCCAUCACUGUCAUCACCAAAGCGGAGGAAUAUGUAAUGAAAACAGCUCGGUCUGAGCUCAUGUUUGCCAAACUCAGAGAGAGAAAUGGAUUGAUGAAAUCAGUACUAGAGAAGCUACAUGAUGGGCUGGAGGCAGGUACAUCGCAGCACCUUGCUGACAGUCUACAAAAGGCCAGUCCAGAGCUGAAGCAGUGUGUGGCCUCCUGCAGACACAUUGCUGAAACUACAAGACAGCAGAACAACUUCCAGAGGGAAAAUGAAGAAUGGUUCCUGGUUGCCCGUGUCAUCGACAGGGUCUGCUUUAUUGUCAUGGCUUUGGUGUUUUUCAUCGGCACCAUUGGCAUCUUCUUGAUGGGCCAUUUCAACCAGCCACCAUCUGCACCUUUUCCCGGGGAUCCAAAGAAGUAUCUCCCUUCAUUAUACAACAUUACUGCUGUAUAGCACCGAAUGAAAUGGGAGCAAACGUCCUAGGGUGAACAAGGGGAAAUUGUUUGAUGUUAUCUUUUUUACUCAGAGUGAGCUUCCGUUAGUGGUUUUUCACCAAUGACCACAGCACAACUGAUGGAGAAAAUGCAGCAGUGUGCAUUUCCUGCACAGGUCACUGCUGUGAGCCUGUGGAGCACAAUCCACUGUGCUGUUGUGUGAAUGCAUACUGUAUCAGUUGUCCUGGCUGCUGAGAUUGUUUGU
This is a messenger RNA of Archocentrus centrarchus (flier cichlid), 1950 nucleotides long. RefSeq names its product cholinergic receptor, nicotinic, gamma (gene chrng). The coding region runs from base 1 to 1704 and encodes 567 amino acids. The transcript has 12 exons. The record is from RefSeq and is a predicted model, not a curated record. Gene Ontology annotation, cellular component: postsynaptic membrane. Lineage: Eukaryota; Metazoa; Chordata; Actinopteri; Cichliformes; Cichlidae. Gene Ontology annotation, biological process: monoatomic ion transmembrane transport. Gene Ontology annotation, molecular function: transmembrane signaling receptor activity; acetylcholine-gated monoatomic cation-selective channel activity.